This is a messenger RNA of Manduca sexta (tobacco hornworm), 8724 nucleotides long. RefSeq names its product histone-lysine N-methyltransferase, H3 lysine-79 specific (gene gpp). Gene Ontology annotation, biological process: DNA repair; DNA damage checkpoint signaling; regulation of transcription regulatory region DNA binding. Gene Ontology annotation, cellular component: nucleus. Gene Ontology annotation, molecular function: histone H3K79 methyltransferase activity. The transcript is spliced from 15 exons. Lineage: Eukaryota; Metazoa; Arthropoda; Insecta; Lepidoptera; Sphingidae. Bases 149 to 4063 code for a protein of 1304 amino acids. The record is from RefSeq and is a predicted model, not a curated record.
AUUUAGAAAUAAUUUCAACAUGGCGACCGGUUGUUCAGAGUGUGUGUGUGUGAAAGUGCAGUGAAAUUAUGUUAAAAUUUAGUGUAUUUAGUGAUUAAUUUAGUGUUUAAGUGUAAAGUGUGUGCUUUAAUGCAUCGGUUUUGCUAUCAUGGCUUUAGAUUUACGCCUGCACUCUCCUGCAGGCGCGGAACCUGUUGUUUAUACAUGGCCCCUCACUACAGGUCAUGGCUCGGACAAACACGAUGGGGCCCUGGAGAUAGUAGAAACUAUAAGGUGGGUGUGCGACGACUUGCCCGAGAUGAAGGCGGCUUUAGAGAACAACAUCUUGUGCGACUUCGACACCCACUCCUACGAAAGCAUGCGAGCCCUAUGCGAUCGUUUCAACCGAGCCAUCGACUCUGUUGUCGCAUUGGAAAAAGGUACUUCACUGCCAGCACAACGUCUCAACAAAUAUCCGUCACGAGGUUUAUUGAAACACAUUUUGCAACAAACGUACAACCAAGCGGUAUCGGACCCGGAUAAGCUUAAUCAAUAUGAACCAUUCUCGCCCGAGGUGUACGGCGAAACAUCGUACGAGUUGGUGUGUCAGAUGAUAGAUCAAAUCGAAAUAACAGCUGACGAUGUGUUCGUCGACUUGGGCUCUGGUGUGGGCCAAGUGGUGCUGCAGAUGGCGGCCGCGACGCCUUGCCGGAUAUGCCUCGGCGUUGAGAAGGCUGAAGUACCUAGUAAAUAUGCCGAGAGUAUGGAUGUUUAUUUUCGAACAUGGAUGAGAUGGUAUGGCAAAAAAUUUGGGGAAUACAAAUUAAUUAAGGGCGAUUUUUUAAUGGAUGAACAUAGAGAAAAAAUAAACGCAGCAACAAUUGUGUUCGUUAAUAACUUUGCGUUUGGGCCCAACGUCGACCAUCAGUUGAAGGAAAGAUUUGCGGAUUUGAAGGAUGGAGCGAAGAUAGUAUCGUCGAAGAGCUUCUGCCCGCUGAACUUUAGGAUAACAGACAGAAACCUGAGUGAUAUUGGGACCAUCAUGCACGUCAGCGAGAUGUCUCCACUGAAAGGCUCCGUGUCUUGGACGGGGAAACCAGUCUCUUAUUAUUUACAUAUUAUAGAUAGGACCAAAUUGGAGAGAUACUUUCAAAGACUGAAAAAUCCGAAACUCAAGGUCAGCAAAAGGGGUUCGCACAACGGGUGUGAGGAGGGCGAGGGCAGCGGCAAGCGGCACCUGAGCGCGCCGCCCACGCGCCAGCCCACGCCCGACCUGCUCAACGGCAACAGCAACCACAGCACCGGCUCGCUGCCCGAGCGCAGGGGCAAGGUGGCGCGCCCCCGGACCGUUAGGGGAGAGAACGGACGGACGCGCGCUCGCGCGGCGGUGGCCAAGCGACGCGUCGUGCGCCGCUCCAGCGACGAGAGCGACGAGGAGUCCAGCGGCACCGACGACGCGCCGCCCGGCCCCGAGCCCGCGCCGCGCGAGUGGGGCGCGCCCUGGGCCUCCUCCUCCGACUCCAACCGCAGCCGGCGCACGUCGAACAAGCGCGCGGCGAGUGCGGGCGGCGCGCGGCGGAGAGCGGCGCGCGCCAAGCGACGGCGCGCCGCGCCCGCCGCCAUCGCCGGCCUCGACCUGCUGCACUCCACCACGCUCGCCUCCACCAUACACAACGGCGCCGUGACAGCGCCUCCGCCGGGCUGCGUGGGACAGCGGCUGUCGGCACUGGGUGUGCAGCUGCAGCCGGCCGAGCGACUGCACUCGGAGCUGGACAUCCCGCGCUCGCCGCACACGCCCUACAGCCUGCAGCUGCUGCUCGACAUGUUCCGUGACCAGUACCUCGCUUUCAUACAGCGCAUGAACACGCCCGAAUACGCAACAGAGAUUCGACAACAGAUCGACAAAGAAAAGGAAAGAAAUCAAAAAUUAAAAUCUCGAGCAUCGCAAUUAGAUAAACAAAUCAAUGUGCUGAUUAGCGACAGUGUGGCGUUACUGAAGGCUCGCAUGAGUGAACUGGGCAUCCACGCUAACAACACGGUUGAUUUGCUGGCUAAAGCUAAGGAGAUCGUCGGCAGACAUAAAGAGCUGCAAAGCAAAGCUAGUAAACUACAAUCUCAGGUUAAUAAUAUAGAAGCAGAACAAACUGUGCUCGUGAAACAAAGAACAUUUGAAAUCACAGAAAAGUAUCGUCAAAUGGGACAUAUACCACCUGAUGUUGAAAUUACGCAGAACAUAGCCCAUGAUUGUAUUUUAAAAGAGAUAUCGGCAACAUUAGCGCACCGAAAAAGGCUACACGCACAAGUCGGCCAUCUUCAAAAUGAAAUCAUCCAAAUGGAAAGAGCUAGUGAACAAAAAGCGUCAGUGCCGUCAGUGCCCGUUGCUACCGUGAAACCCCAUACUGUCAAUUCGAAGCCAAGAAAGUCAAGGGAGCACAGAUCAAGAUCGCAGGAGUGGCCUGACGUUCCGGACGUAGGGAAAAUUGAGGAACAGAACCCAGAAAUCCUCGCGCAGAAAAUUCUCGAAACCGGGCGUCAGAUCGAGGCGGGGAAGAUCAUAAAACCUAACGUUAUAGUGAAUGGGUACGUGAGAGACUCCGAGCGGCACGGCGACCAUCGGAGCAGUAAAGCUGCCACGCCCAUCCUCCGAGCGCAGCCGCAGCCGCAGCGCCCCGCGCCGCCGCAGCCUGCGCUCGCCCAUCGACAGUCGCCCGUCAAACCACAGAAGCCCCUCAACGUAGUCGCCAAAGUGCAGGAAUCACCGAAGGUAAUUAACUUUGAAGACCGGCUAAAGAGCAUAAUCACUUCGGUGCUGAACGAGGACCAGGAGCAGCGUAAGGCGUCGCGGCAGCCGACGCCCACGCACGGGUACGGCAACGGCUACGUGCGACAGCCAGGCGGCGGCGCCUACCCGCCGCGCGCCGUGCCGCCCGCCAGCGCCCCGCCCGCGCCUGCGCCCUCGCCCUCAUACCCGCGCAGUGCGGCGCGUGACUUCCGUCGCGAGCGCUACCAGUUCGACCGUCGCGAGCCGCCGCGCCUGCCGACCGCACACCACGACCCGCGUCCGCCUGAUUUGCGCCAUCACCAUAUAUCGCAACCCGAUUACACUCAGGUAUCUCCUGCGAAAUUAGCACUACGGCGCCAUCUCUCGCAGGAGCGUCUGGCGGCGCCGGGAGCUCGCACCAUAGGCGACCUCGUCAACGGCGAAAUCGAACGCACACUAGAGAUCUCCAAUCAGAGCAUCAUAAACGCGGCCGUCAACAUGAGCGCAGCGCGUUAUCACGAGCCGGCUGCCUCACAUCAACCGCUCGAGGGACUUGCUGCGUGUUUACAAGCGCGAGUCCUCGCCUCGGAAUACUGGCGUGGCCGCAAUGGUGCGCCCGGUCCGGGAAACAGUAGCGGCCCCCCGGGGAGCGGCGGGAGCGGCGAACAGGACGACGCAUCUCGUCGUCGAACGCCGCCACCCGAUCCACACUCGAACACUUCGACGCCUUUAGUUGAUGAAUUGCCUGACGGUUCACGGCUACAAGAAGGCGAAGGCGGCGAAGAGGUCGACGAGAGUAAAUGGCAAGAUAGAAUUGCCUUUCGAUUCGAUCAAAUAAUUUCGUUCGCUUCAACGGCUAUGGAAGACAAGCGUCGGCGAUCCGACGAGGCGUGUAACACGUCGCCGGACUCCGGCAUCGGGCACGGCGAGGCGGCGCAGGGCGUGCAGGCCGCGCGGCCGGCGGGCGCCGCGGCCGGGGCGGGCGCGUGUGCGGCAGGCGGCGCGGGCGCGGCGCCGGGGGAGGGCGCGGGCGCGGCGGGCGGGGCGGGCGAGGCGCGCUCGCCGUCGCCGCUGCCGGCGCACCACUUCAAGAAGCGGUUCUUCCGCCGCGAGCGCUGGGGCGCGUGGAGCGGCGCGGCGCCGCCGGCGGCGGUGGAGUGGGAGCGGCCCGCGGGUGCGCGGGGCGCGCGGGGCGAGCGGUGCGCGGCGGCCGCAGCUCGUAGCGCCACGCCGGGCGGCGCGCACGCUCGCUGCCGGCCCGCCUCCGUGAGUGAACUGUGGACGCAGUGUGUGCGUCGCCAUCCGUCGGUUCUCGCAUGUUGACUGUGGAUUUUUGUUAUAUUUUCGAAUAUAUAAUGUAAUUAUGUAUAUUAUUGAGUUUAUUUUACGUUUAGGAAGUGUAAUUAUUUAAAAGUAGAUUUAUAUCGCCGUUCCGUUUGAGCGCUCCGAAGUCGAACGCGCCAUGACGGAUUGUAUUUCAUGUGUUCAUUUAGGUAAUAGAAUCUGAAUUACAUGAUUUGAUGACGCAGCGGAUCGUCUUUGCGCCGGUCGUUCGAUGAAUGUUUGUUGUUUUAUGUGUUUUGUUUUUCGAUGUUACAGAAAGGCUCAGUCUGAAUAAUGUGAAUCAUUUCUUUGGCAAAUCUUUAGUUUUGAUGUCAUGUUAGAUACGUUGAUAAGCAAUUGAUGUGGAUAAUAAUCUCGACUUUAUAUAAUACAGUCCAUACCCACGUUGCGUACGUAUAUCAUGAAAUUGAACGCACUUAAUAUUUUAACAAUUAGGUGUAGCGCCUUACAGGUUUUGAAUUACUUAAGUGAAAAAUUUAAUUUAAAUAAUAAAAUAUACAUUUUUGUACAAAGAUAUUCGUGGAAGCGUCAGAAAGGCGUAAUUGAAAAUAUAAUUUGUUAGUAACACGCUAGACUGCAUUUCUUAACGUUACGCACUCUUGUUAUAGGGUUUGAUACAUAAAAUUAAGCUUACAAGAGCUAGGGAUUUUCUUACCAUAAUGAUACUUUCGAUAAUGAUCGCCCUAGUAUACAAAUCUAGUGAUGUAAUAAAGUAAGUUGUUAUGAAUGAUUUGUAUUUCCGAAAAGAAAUCCUCAAAAUUAACUAUUCUUUAGCUGAUGUAGCAAACGAAUGUAACUGUAUUUUUACGUUUAGAUGGUGUUAUCCUGGUUAACUGUGCUACUAAAUUGAGUCUUCCAUGCAUUUGGCAAUAACGUCUACUUUUUGUUUUAAAAGGCUCAUUUCAUAAUCUACAGACACUGCCUUUAGAAGCUGAUAGGAUGAGGCUAAUCUUUUAUGCCACUAUUCGGUUUUCAUAUUAAGUUCUGUUAAAUUAUUGUAUUAAUUUUGGACUUACUUAAUAAGUGAUCAAAGGAAGUAAAUGUGAAUUGUUGAGCAUUUUUACAGCUUUUUAAAAUGCUAUAAUGGAGUAUAUUGCAACUAUUAGGGAAUAGGAAUUUUAAUAACGUUAUGGAAAUAUACAAAAAACCGCUAGAACGUAUUUCGAUCAGCCGAAUUUAAUAUUAAAUGGACAUCAUUGAUUGUAUAAUUGUUCUACGUUAUUUCAAAAUCAUCUGCUGACCUCGCAUCUUGCGUAUAUAAGUUAUAUUAAUGACAUAAUAAACAAACUGAUAUGUACCAUAGGUACCCACUACUACGUGGCUGUUAGCAACAUUCGUGUAAAAAAGUUGAUGAAGUAUGAAGUUGCAGAAGCCAUUGUUGCCUUACAUUAGACUGGAGUUAUCCAUCGUUUAACUUUACGGAAUAUCCCAACCGCGAUUAAAUAUUGUAAUAAUGCGAUUCAAGACGCAUUGGCAUUAGAAUAGUUUAAAUGAUAUAUUUUUUUAUUGGAUUAUAAUCAUCACCUUGCUCAUCCGUGUAUAAUUGUAGAUAUGAAGUGAACAUAGUAUCGCGUCGUGUGCUUUAGUGAUACAGCGCACAGGCUUACAGUAUGGAAUUAAUUUAUGGACAUAAUCUUUUGAUUCCGUGCCUAUCAUUUGAAGCAAUAUUAAUGCGAGGACAAAUCUUUGACGUGUGACUAGUGUGUAUGUAAUUUUCGGCAUAUUGGUUUUAUUUUUCAUUCGGAAUACAUUAAAGUCACAUUUUUCCGCAUAUGAGACUAAAUUAGUCUGUCGAUGCUGUAAAUAUUGUAUAAAAAUACCAUUGAAAGCACACAUUUUACACUAAUAAGCUAAAUAUAUUAUUAUCAUGAUAUUCAUUGGUUAUGAAAUUAUCCAAGUUUUAUUGUUUUUGGUAGAAAUAUAUUGGUUUUAGUCUUCAGUGCUGGUAAAAUAUAUUUACAGUCUUCAAAACCUAUACGUAGGUUUAGCCUAUUCUGUUAUACACAUACAUACUGCCUUAUUAAUUUUAAUAAAGGAAGUCUAAUUGCAAGGAAAAUUAUCAGAGCGACAGAGAGAUUACGUCGAUCGACAUACAUAUAAUUGGCUUCAUUUUUUCGCCUUAAUUAUAAUUUUGUGAAGCAGAUGUAGGCGACAAUUUCAUAUUCAUAACACCGGUUCUUAAAACAAGAACUUUCUGAUAGAUUCUUGCUCGAGAAACUUCCACGUAAAUCAGGUUUCGACGAGGAGCCAUGUACUAAUUAUGUCCACCCAGAUCAUUCGACUUCGAAAUAUUCGGCAUAUCUAAAAAUUACUGAUACAAACUUCCUCAUUUCAAUCUGUGGAAUUGUGUUCUAUACUACUAUGUUCAAGUAAAUGUCGAAUAAAUGAAAGUUAAAUUACUACUAACAUUUUAAAUGCUUUUGUUUUCAAGACACCAUUUAUAAAACAUGGCGGUAUUACUCAUAAAAUAUCCGAUACUAUUAGUCUGCUUGCUUUAUUUUCUGACUCGUCAAUUAUCUAAAAAUAAAUUGUCGAUCCGUUAUCAAGGGUUCUUUUCGCGAUAUAUAAAUUGUGUUGCAAAUGUACUGGCAUUUGUGAAGUUUCUUUACAUCUCUGAAGCACCAAGUGAAGCGGUCUAGAUUUUAUAAAAAUUAUGGCUUGUAAACUACAAACAAAUUGUAGGAGGCUAUUGUUGCAUCGAAAACCACACUAUAAAUAUUUUAUUGGAAGUAAAACUGAUUUCCGUAGUUUUUCCCGGUAUCCCGUUACUUGAUUUUUAUACUCAUUUUCGACUUCUCAUUCAGAGAUUCUUAGAUUAAUUGAGUAACUAUAAUGCCUAUUUUCAUUAUGCAGAUUGAUGUCCCUGUGUAUUUUCUUUUGAUGUCUUUUUUUGCAACCAUAAUAUUGUGUAGAUACUUGUUUUUUUACGUAUUGUAUCUAAUACAUUUGCAUAUUUUGUAUAAGUUUGGAACCAUUCGCUUCCAUAGAGACCUUUGCGACACUUCCCGUAUCCUUUUGUUCUGUGAGUCCGUGACUGUUGUAUUAAAGAAGCAGAUUCCAUUACAUCACGUCACCAUGGUUAUUAUGCGCACAGUGGUUUAUCUUUUGAACACAAUCCGUAGUUUUGAAGAAGUAGUAAAUUAUUUUCACUCAAGUUUCUUGAUUAUUAACGGGUUGCAUCAUAUAUCAAUAUUUGUAAAUAAGGCAAUGAAUUGUAAUAAAUUGGUUUGUGACAUUAUGAUAAUGAGCAAGCUAUUAUUAGUAAUUAGAGAUAAACUUAAUUUUUCGCUCAUGACGAUUAUCCGCCUCUUAGGAAUAAGGUUUACCAAAAAUAUAAGUAAUUAUGGAUGACGUUUCUUUAACGCAAGAUUUCAUUAAUAAUCAUGUAUCAAUUAUUUGUCUAUCAAAUAUUUUAAUUUCACUAAAAUAAAACUGCAAUAAGGAAGGGCCUCGUAAGGAGUUCGUAUGUAAAUAAAUAAUAAAUUAUGUAAUACCUAACCUUUUUGUAUUGGGAUAAUAUGAUUAUGAAUAUUGUACGUAAAAACAAUAUUAUCGCGUAAUAUUGUUUACCGGUACAGUUUAUGUGAUCUAAACCUGGGUAACAAUUCAUAAAAAAAUAAGACACUCCAAGUUUUCGUGCCUUUUUCGAUAAGCUUAUUUUUACACGGAGAUAAAAAUAUCUCUAAAAAGCAAUAGGAAAUGGAUAGGGAACUAUAACUAAUUAAAAGUGGUCCACGUAUAUAGCACAUUUGUACUUCCAAACCGUAAUGAUUAGAAAAACACAAAACGUAAAAUGUUUAUAGUGAAGCUAGCCUGCUUCGGUUACAUUAGAAUAGACCGAAAUUAGAUGCGACACCAGAAUCUGCAGUAGAUUGAUAUAGCCCCAAAUGAAGUUGUGAUUUUAAAUUGCAUAAUUAGUGAUACAACGCAUUUUCGUUGUGUUCGAAAAUGUUUACUUACGUGAGAAUCGCUGAGGUUUAUUAGUUAUUUUUUAGGAUUUUUUUACUGUGCACUGUAAUGUCGUUAUAGGUAAGUAUUCGUCAUAAAUAUAAAUUAUUGUGUAAUAAAGUAAUGUUAAACAAUGAGCAAUGUUAAUAAUUUGUGGUCAGUGAAUAAAAUUGCACAUUGUAUGAAUGUUCGUAAUACAUAAACGAACAGAAUAAUUCAUGUAACGAACGAUUGGAAUAUUGUAUAUUGAACACUUUAAGCAUUAUCAAUAAUGAGAUGUGUCGUUUCAUGUAUUUUGAACAUUGGAAUGCACUGGUUUGAUUGUGCCUGAAAAACUCAUCAAUGCCGCUCCAAACCUCAAAAUUAUGUAUUUGUAAAUUAAGUAAGCUAAACGUCGAUUCUGAGGUAGAUACCGAUAGUAAUGUAGUGUUAAUACGGCAUUAAAACACUAUUUUUGAUCAGAUUGACUCGAGGAGUGAUUACAUUAUUCAGUUUUGACUAAUUUUAUUUUUGAUGGGAAAUAUGAGCUAAUUUUUGUGACGUUAUAGUGUCUAAAAUAGUACAAAUGAGAAGACUUAUCGUCGUAAGCCUCGAACUAUUCAACAUUGCAAAUGCUAGGUUUGAGAUGUAUCCCUGUGUACUAGUUUUAUUUUGUACUAAAAGUUAAAAAUAAAUGAAUAAUUAAACUACAA